Molecule: messenger RNA, 1297 nt
Organism: Neomonachus schauinslandi (Hawaiian monk seal)
Lineage: Eukaryota; Metazoa; Chordata; Mammalia; Carnivora; Phocidae
Gene: AKR1E2
Product: aldo-keto reductase family 1 member E2
Exons: 10
Coding region: 83-988 (301 amino acids)
Cellular component (GO): cytosol
Molecular function (GO): aldose reductase (NADPH) activity
Source: RefSeq, a predicted model, not a curated record
CGCGCGCGGUGCGGCCUUUCGGAACAGCAGGCGCGGCGGCGCACGGGGGUAGUCGAGCUGCGGCCGUCUAGCUGCUCCCAGCAUGCAGCGGAUCCCGGCUCUAGGCCUGGGCACCUGGCAGGCGGCUCCAGGGGAAGUGACAGAGGCAGUGAAACUGGCCAUCGACGCCGGAUAUCGGCACUUCGACUGCGCUUACUUAUACCACAAUGAGAGUGAGGUCGGAGCCGGGAUCCAGUGCAAGAUCAAGGAGGGUGUGGUGAAACGAGAGGACCUGUUUAUCGUCAGUAAGCUGUGGUGCACCAGCCAUAAGAAGUCCUUGGUGAAAGCAGCGUGCACCAAGAGUCUGAAGGCCUUGAAGCUGGAUUACUUGGACCUCUACCUCAUACACUGGCCCAUGGGUUUCAAGCCCGGGGAGGAAGACAUGCCCUUGGACCACAGCGGCAUGGUGAUACCCAGUGACACCGACUUCCUGGACACGUGGGAGGCCAUGGAGGACCUGGUGGUUACGGGGCUGGUGAAAGCCAUCGGGGUGUCAAACUUCAACCACGAACAGCUUGAGAGACUUCUGAAUAAACCCAACUUGAGAUUCAAGCCACUGACUAACCAGAUUGAGUGCCACCCGUAUCUUACCCAGAAGGAUCUGAUCCGUUUUUGCCAGUCCAGAGAUGUGUCCGUGACUGCAUACCGGCCCCUCGGUGGUUCCAGUGAGGGGGUGGGCCUGCUGGAUGACCCCGUGAUUCAGAGGGUGGCCCAGAAGUACAACAAGUCUCCAGCCCAGAUUUUGCUCCGAUUUCAGAUCCAGAGGAAUGUGAUAGUGAUCCCCAAAUCGGUCACCCCAAAGCGGAUUCUUGAGAAUAUCCAGGUGUUUGACUUCGAAUUAUCAGAACAGGAUAUGAAUGACAUCCUCGGCCUGGACAGGAACUUCCGAAUGUGCAGCUUACCCAUAGCUAAAAACCACAAGGACUAUCCUUUCAACAUAGACUACUGAGCAUGGCUCCCCCCUUCCUCCUCCUGCUGCCGGACAGAUGCCCCAGGUCUGACCCACCCCGCCUCUGCACGGGGCGGCCAGGGAGGGGAGGGACGGGGUUUGAUUUGGGUGGAUUCCUGCCUGGAACAGAAGCUGAGCUCCCUGAGAAAUUCACACGGUUCAGCCGGUCUCAGUGAUGUAGACAAACACCAUGGGAGUGGUGAUCACUCUCCAUGGAGAACCCUCAGUCCUAAGGAUCCUUUGAGCACAGUGUGAUGGGAUUUUUACAAGAUAAGCUAUGUGGCCUGUACUCUCGAAAUAAAGAUUGUA